Cynocephalus volans (Philippine flying lemur) is the source of this 9130-nucleotide messenger RNA. It is a transcript of the gene TPR, whose product is annotated as translocated promoter region, nuclear basket protein. The record is from RefSeq and is a predicted model, not a curated record. Lineage: Eukaryota; Metazoa; Chordata; Mammalia; Dermoptera; Cynocephalidae. Gene Ontology annotation, molecular function: structural constituent of nuclear pore. The transcript has 51 exons. Gene Ontology annotation, cellular component: nuclear pore. Gene Ontology annotation, biological process: regulation of mitotic spindle assembly; mRNA export from nucleus; protein import into nucleus. The coding region runs from base 188 to 7276 and encodes 2362 amino acids.
GGUUGUGUCUGGUGCUGAGGUUAACACUGUACUCGAUUUCCCAGGGUCCCGCCGCGGGAGUCUCCGGCGGGCAGGCUCGCGCGAGCCACCGAGCGAGGCUGCUGAGUUAGCGUUCUCCUGGUCUUCGCCUUUCUUUUCCGCUUCUACCCGGUCGGCUGCUACCGCCGCGGCCCCCUGCCCCACCGACAUGGCGGCGGUGUUGCAGCAAGUCCUGGAGCGCACCGAGCUGAACAAGCUGCCUAAGUCCGUCCAGAACAAACUUGAAAAGUUUCUUGCUGAUCAGCAAUCCGAGAUCGAUGGCCUGAAGGGGCGGCACGAGAAAUUUAAGGUGGAGAGCGAACAGCAGUACUUCGAGAUAGAGAAGAGGCUAUCUCACAGUCAGGAGAGACUUGUGAAUGAAACUCGAGAGUGCCAAAGCUUACGGCUUGAGCUAGAGAAGCUCAACAAUCAACUGAAGGCAAUAACUGAGAAAAACAAAGAACUUGAAAUUACUCAGGAUCGCAAUAGUGCCAUUCAGAGCCAAUUUACAAGAACAAAGGAAGAAUUAGAAGCUGAGAAAAGAGACUUAAUUAGAACCAAUGAGAGACUAUCUCAAGAACUUGAAUAUUUAACAGAGGAUGUUAAACGUCUAAAUGAAAAACUUAAAGAAAGCAAUGCAACAAAGGGCGAACUUCAGUUAAAACUGGAUGAACUUCAAGCUUCUGAUGUUUCUGUUAAGUUUCGAGAAAAACGCUUGGAGCAAGAAAAGGAAUUGCUACAUAGUCAGAAUACAUGGCUGAAUACAGAGUUGAAAACCAAAACUGAUGAACUUCUGGCUCUUGGCAGAGAAAAAGGAAAUGAGAUUCUAGAGCUUAAAUGUAGUCUUGAAAACAAAAAAGAGGAGGUUUCUAGACUGGAAGAACAGAUGAAUGGCUUAAAAACAUCAAAUGAGCAUCUUCAAAAGCAUGUAGAGGAUCUGUUGAACAAGUUAAAAGAGGCCAAGGAACAACAGGCCAGUAUGGAAGAGAAAUUCCAUAAUGAAUUAAAUGCUCACAUAAAACUCUCUAACCUGUACAAGAGUGCUGCUGAUGAUUCAGAGGCAAAGAGCAAUGAACUAACCCGGGCAGUGGAUGAACUACACAAACUUUUGAAAGAAGCUGGAGAAGCCAACAAAGCAAUACAGGAUCAUCUUCUAGAGGUAGAGGAGUCCAAAGAUCAGAUGGAAAAAGAAAUGUUCGAGAAAAUAGGGAAGUUGGAGAAGGAAUUAGAGAAUGCAAAUGACCUGCUUUCUGCCACAAAACGUAAAGGAGCUAUAUUAUCCGAAGAAGAGCUUGCAGCCAUGUCUCCUACUGCAGCCGCCGUAGCUAAGAUAGUGAAACCUGGCAUGAAAUUAACUGAGCUGUAUAAUGCUUAUGUGGAAACUCAGGAUCAGUUGCUUUUGGAGAAACUAGAGAACAAAAGAAUUAAUAAAUAUCUAGAUGAAAUAGUGAAAGAAGUUGAAGCAAAAGCACCGAUUUUAAAACGCCAGCGUGAGGAGUAUGAACGUGCACAGAAAGCUGUGGCAAGUUUAUCUGUUAAACUUGAACAAGCUAUGAAGGAGAUUCAGCGAUUACAAGAGGACACUGAUAAAGCUAACAAACAUUCAUCUGUACUUGAAAGAGAGAAUCAAAGAAUGGAAAUACAAAUAAAAGAUCUUUCACAGCAGAUUAGAGUGCUUUUGAUGGAACUUGAAGAAGCAAGGGGUAACCAUGUAAUUCGAGAUGAGGAAGUAAGCUCUGCUGAUAUAAGUAGUUCAUCUGAAGUAAUAUCACAGCAUCUAGUAUCUUACAGAAAUAUUGAGGAGCUUCAGCAGCAAAAUCAGCGUCUCUUAGUGGCUCUUAGAGAACUUGGGGAAACCAGAGAAAGAGAAGAACAAGAAACAACUUCAUCCAAGAUCACUGAACUUCAGCACAAACUCGAGAGCUCUCUCACUGAACUGGAACAACUCCGUGAGUCACGACAACAUCAGAUGCAGCUUGUUGAUUCCAUAGUUCGUCAGCGUGAUAUGUACCGUAUUUUAUUGUCACAAACAACAGGGGUUGUCAUUCCCUUACAAGCUUCAAGCUUAGAUGAUAUUUCACUUGUGUCAACUCCAAAACGUUCAAGUACAUCACAAACAGUUUCCACUCCUGCUCCAGUACCUGUUAUUGAAUCAACAGAGGCUAUAGAAGCUAAAGCUGCCCUUAAACAGUUGCAGGAAAUUUUUGAGAACUAUAAAAAAGAAAAAGCGGAUAACGAAAAAAUACAGAAUGAGCAGCUUGAGAAACUUCAGGAGCAAGUUACAGAUUUGCGAUCACAAAACACUAAAAUGUCUACCCAAUUAGAUUUUGCUUCUAAACGUUAUGAAAUGCUGCAAGAUAAUGUUGAAGGAUAUCGUCGAGAAAUAACAUCCCUACACGAGAGAAAUCAGAAACUCACUGCAACUACUCAAAAGCAGGAACAGAUCAUCAAUACAAUGACUCAAGAUUUGAGAGGAGCAAAUGAAAAGCUAGCUGUUGCGGAAGUAAGAGCAGAAAAUUUGAAGAAGGAAAAGGAAAUGCUAAAAUUAUCAGAAGUUCGCCUUUCUCAGCAACGAGAGUCCUUGUUAGCUGAACAAAGGGGGCAGAACUUGCUGCUAACUAAUUUGCAAACAAUUCAGGGAAUACUGGAGCGAUCUGAGACAGAAACCAAACAAAGGCUUAGUAACCAGAUAGAGAAACUGGAACAUGAGAUCUCUCAUCUAAAGAAGAAGUUGGAAAAUGAGGUGGAACAAAGGCAUACGCUUACUAGAAAUCUAGAUGUUCAACUUUUAGAUACAAAGAGACAGCUUGAUACCGAGACAAAUCUUCAUCAUAACACAAAGGAACUAUUAAAAAAUGCUCAAAAGGAAAUCAUUACACUGAAACAGCAUCUCAGUAAUAUGGAAGUACAACUUACUUCUCAGUCCUCACAGAGAACGGGUAAAGGUCAGCUUAGUGACAAAGAAGCUGUGGAUGAUCUUCUGAGUCAGCUAAGGCAGGCAGAAGAGCAGGUAAAUGACUUGAAGGAGAGACUCAAAACAAGUGCCAGUAAUGUGGAACAGUAUCGAGCAAUGGUUACUAGUUUAGAAGAAUCACUGAACAAGGAAAAACAGGUGACAGAAGAAGUACGUAAGAAUAUUGAAGUUCGUUUAAAAGAGUCAGCUGAGUUUCAGACACAGCUGGAAAAGAAGUUGAUGGAAGUAGAGAAGGAAAAACAAGAACUUCAGGAUGACAAAAGAAAAGCCAUAGAGAGCAUGGAACAACAGUUAUCUGAGUUGAAGAAAACACUUUCUAGUGUUCAGAGUGAAGUACAGGAAGCUCUUCAGAGAGCAAGCACAGCUUUAAGUAAUGAACAACAAGCCAGACGUGACUGUCAGGAACAAGCUAAAAUAGCUGUGGAAGCUCAGAAUAAGUAUGAGAGAGAGUUGAUGCUACAUGCUGCUGAUGUUGAAGCUCUGCAAGCUGCCAAGGAACAGGUUUCAAAAAUGGCAUUAGUCCGCCAGCAUUUGGAAGAAACAACUCAGAAAGCAGAAUCACAGCUGUUAGAGUGUAAAGCAUCUUGGGAGGAAAGAGAGAGAAUGUUAAAGGAUGAAGUUUCCAAGUGUGUGUCUCGCUGUGAAGAUCUAGAGAAACAAAACAGAUUACUUCAUGAUCAGAUUGAAAAAUUAAGUGACAAGGUAGUUGCUUCAGUGAAGGAAGGUAUACAAGGUCCAUUGAAUGUAUCUCUCAGUGAAGAAGGAAAAUCUCAAGAACAGAUUUUAGAAAUUCUCAGAUUCAUACGACGAGAAAAAGAAAUUGCUGAAACUAGGUUUGAGGUGGCUCAGGUUGAGAGUCUGCGUUAUCGACAAAGGGUUGAACUUUUAGAAAGAGAGCUGCAGGAACUGCAGGAUAGUCUAAAUGCUGAAAGAGAGAAAGUCCAGGUAACUGCAAAAACAAUGGCUCAGCAUGAAGAACUGAUGAAGAAAACUGAAACAAUGAAUGUAGUUAUGGAGACAAAUAAGAUGCUAAGAGAAGAAAAGGAGAGGCUUGAACAGGAUCUACAGCAGAUGCAAGCAAAGGUGAGAAAACUGGAGUUAGAUAUUUUACCCUUACAAGAAGCAAAUGCUGAGCUGAGUGAGAAAAGUGGUAUGUUACAAGCAGAGAAGAAGUUAUUAGAAGAGGAUGUCAAACGCUGGAAGACACGGAGCCAGCAUCUAGUAAGCCAACAGAAAGAUCCAGAUACAGAAGAAUAUCGGAAGCUCCUUUCUGAAAAGGAAGUUCAUACUAAACGUAUUCAACAGUUGACUGAAGAAAUUGGGAGACUUAAAGCCGAAAUUGCAAGAUCAAAUGCAUCUUUGACUAACAACCAGAAUUUAAUUCAGAGUCUAAAAGAUGAUUUAAGUAAAGUAAGAACUGAAAAGGAAACUAUUCAGAAGGACUUGGAUGCCAAAAUAAUUGAUAUCCAAGAAAAAGUCAAAACUAUUACUCAAGUCAAGAAAAUCGGACGUAGAUACAAGACUCAAUAUGAAGAACUUAAAGCACAACAGGAUAAGGUCAUGGAAUCUUCAGCUCAGUCUUCUGGAGACUAUCAGGAACAUCAUGUCUCAAUCCAGGAAAUGCAGGAGCUCAAAGAAACCCUCAACCAAGCAGAAACAAAGUCAAAAUCACUUGAGAGUCAAGUAGAGAACCUGCAGAAGGCAUUAUCUGAAAAAGAGACAGAAGCAAGAAAUCUCCAGGAACAGACUGUGCAGCUUCAAUCUGAACUUUCACGACUUCGUCAGGAUCUUCAAGAUAGAACCACACAGGAGGAGCAGCUCCGACAGCAGAUAACUGAAAAGGAAGAAAAAACAAGAAAGGCUAUUGUAGCAGCAAAAUCAAAAAUUGCACAUUUAGCUGGUGUAAAAGAUCAGUUAACUAAAGAAAAUGAGGAGCUUAAGCAAAGGAAUGGAGCCUUAGAUCAGCAGAAAGAUGAAUUGGAUGUUCGUAUGACUGCUCUUAAGUCCCAGUAUGAAGGUCGAAUUAGUCGCUUGGAAAGAGAACUCAGGGAGCAUCAAGAGAGACACCUUGAGCAGAGAGAUGAGCCUCAAGAACCUACUAAUAAGGUCCCAGAACAGCAGAGACAGAUCACGUUGAAAACAACUCCAGCUUCUGGCGAAAGAGGAAUUGCCAGCACAUCAGACCCACCAACAGCCAAUAUUAAGCCAACUCCUGUUGUGUCUACUCCAAGUAAAGUGACAGCUGCAGCUAUGGCUGGAAAUAAGUCAACACCCAGGGCUAGUAUCCGCCCAAUGGUUACACCUGCAACUGUUACAAAUCCUACUACUACUCCAACAGCUACAGUGAUGCCCACUACACAAGUGGAGUCACAAGAAGCUAUGCAGUCAGAAGGACCUGUGGAACAUGUUCCAGUUUUUGGAAGCACAAGUGGAUCUGUUCGUUCUACUAGUCCUAAUGUCCAGCCUUCCCUCUCUCAGCCCAUUUUAACUGUUCAGCAGCAAACACAGGCAACAGCUUUUGUGCAGCCCACUCAACAGAGUCAUCCUCAGAUUGAGCCUGCAAAUCAAGAGUUAUCACCAAACAUCAUAGAGGUUGUUCAGAGUUCUCCAGUUGAGCGGCCUUCUACUUCCACAGCAGUAUUUGGCACUGUUUCAGCUACCCCAAGUUCUUUGCCGAAGCGUACACGUGAAGAGGAAGAGGACAGCACCAUAGAAGCAUCGGACCAAGUCUCUGAUGAUACAGUGGAAAUGCCACUUCCAAAGAAGUUGAAGAGUGUUACACCAGUAGGAACUGAGGAUGAAGUUAUGGCAGAAGAAAGUACCGAUGGAGAGGUAGAGACUCAGGUAUACAACCAGGAUUCUCAAGAUUCCAUUGGAGAAGGAGUUACUCAGGGAGAUUAUACACCUAUGGAGGACAGUGAAGAAACCUCUCAAUCUCUACAAAUAGAUCUUGGGCCACUUCAAUCAGAUCAGCAAACAACAACUUCAUCCCAGGAUGGUCAAGGCAAAGGAGAUGAUGUCAUUGUAAUUGACAGUGAUGAUGAAGAAGAGGAUGAUGAUGAAAAUGAUGGAGAACAUGAGGAUUAUGAAGAGGAUGAGGAAGAUGAUGAUGAUGAUGAAGAUGACACAGGGAUGGGAGAUGAGGGUGAAGAUAGUAAUGAAGGAACUGGUAGUGCAGAUGGUAAUGAUGGAUAUGAAGCUGAUGAUGCUGAGGGUGGUGAUGGGACUGAUCCUGGUACGGAAACAGAAGAAAGUAUGGGUGGAGGUGAAAGCAAUCAGAGAGCUGCUGAUUCUCAAAACAGUGGUGAAGGAAAUACAGGAGCUGCAGAGUCUUCUUUUUCCCAGGAGAUUUCUAGAGAACAACAGCCAUCAUCAGCAUCUGAAAGACAGACCCCUCGAGCACCUCAGUCACCAAGACGCCCACCACAUCCACUUCCCCCACGACUGACCAUUCAUGCUCCACCUCAAGAGUUGGGACCACCAGUUCAGAGAAUUCAGAUGACCCGGAGGCAGUCUGUAGGACGUGGGCUUCAGUUGACUCCAGGAAUAGGUGGCAUGCAGCAGCAUUUUUUUGAUGAUGAAGACAGAACAGUUCCAAGUACCCCAACUCUUGUAGUGCCACAUCGUACUGAUGGAUUUGCUGAAGCAAUUCAUUCCCCACAGGUUGCAGGUGUUCCUAGAUUCCGGUUUGGGCCACCUGAAGAUAUGCCACAAACAAGUUCUAGUCACUCUGAUCUUGGCCAGCUUGCUUCUCAAGGAGGUUUAGGAAUGUAUGAAACACCCCUCUUCCUAGCUCAUGAAGAAGAGUCGGGUGGCCGAAGUGUUCCCACUACUCCUCUACAAGUAGCAGCCCCAGUGACUGUAUUUACUGAGAGUACCACCUCUGAUGCUUCAGAGCAUGCCUCUCAGUCUGUUCCAAUGGUGACAACAUCCACUGGCACUUUAUCCACAACAAAUGAAACAGCAACAGGUGAUGAUGGAGAUGAAGUGUUUGUGGAAGCAGAAUCUGAAGGUAUUAGUUCAGAAGCAGGCCUAGAAAUUGAUAGCCAGCAGGAAGAAGAACCUGUUCAGGCAUCUGAUGAGUCAGAUCUCCCUUCCACCAGCCAGGAUCCCCCUUCCAGCUCUUCUGUAGAUACUAGCAGUAGUCAACCAAAACCUUUCAGAAGAGUAAGACUUCAGACAACAUUGCGACAAGGUGUCCGUGGUCGUCAGUUUAACAGACAGAGAGGUGUGAGCCAUGCAAUGGGAGGGAGAGGAGGAAUAAAUAGAGGAAAUAUUAGUUAAAAGGUCCGUAAACUGUAAAAACUGUGAAUAAGAUUGUCAAAUCUGUUUUAGUGUAAUGAUUGUCGAGUUUAAAAACAUUUUUGUAUUUAAAUUGGUAUGCUCAUCUCAAUAUUCUUUAUUAAUAAAAUGUAUUUCAGUGUCAGAAUUUAUCAUUCUUUUCUUCAUUUCAGUUAGAUGACUCUCCUUUGCCCAUCAUUCUAAGGACAGUUGUACCAGACUUUGGAUAGGGUCUGCCCAGAAUGAGUAGUAACUGCUCUUGCUGUUCUUCUAGGCACAUCGAUGUUAUAGUAAUGAUCUAAAUGGAAGAGAAAUAAUUUUUUUAAUUAAAAAUAAAACACAUAAAAAUAUUUUGUGUUGAUUACUAUACUUAAAGACAGUAUUUAUUACUUUAAUAUCAGAAAUGUUUUUAUUAAUUAAUUUGAACUUUCUGACAAAAAGAAAAACAAUUGCCUUGACAGAUUGACCUUUCAACAUCUUCCAGUGAAAUUAGUUUCAACUCUUCUUUUUGAAGUAAGCAUUUAAGAUUAACCAAGUUAGUAUGAAAAAUAAUUCACUUGGGUUUUAUCCUUUAUUAAAAAUACAUUCUGAUGUCAUUCAUGUUAUAGAAUCCAUAGGCAGAAUAACUUAUAUUUCUGGGCUUUUUAAAGAAAAGUACCUAGGGUAAUAUAAUUUAAUCAAUAAAAUUAGUUUCUCAGGAACUUUUUUCUGUAAUGAUGCAAAUCAGAAUAACUUUGUGGCAAACAAGGCACUUGUUAAUGAUACAGAUGAUAGAAAUAAAAUACUAUUUUCAGUAGUAGUUUUACUCAAGUCGUUGGAUGUUUUAUCAUCUCGUGAAGGUUAGAGCAAAAUUGAAUUGCAGUCCCAUUCAGUUUAAUUGAAAUUAAAUCAGAAAUCUAAACUAUCUUUUUCACAGCAAGUAGACUAAGUAAAGUCAUGUGCUGCAUAACGACGUUUCAAUGAUGGACCACAUGUAUGACAGUGGUCCCGUGAGAUUAUAACAGAGCUGAAAACUUCCUAUCCCCUAGUAACAUGGUAGCCAUUGAAAUGUUGUAGCGCAAUGCAUUACUCACGUAGGAGCAGAAGGCUAUAUACCAUCUAGGUUUGUUUAAGUGCAUUCUUAUCAUGUUUGCACUACAACAGAAUUGCCUAACAACCCAUUUCUCAGAACCUAUCUCAGUCAUUAAGUGGCACAUGACUGUUAACAGUUUAACUUCUCACCUUCAGUCUCCAUUGCACACUUGGUGUUUCUGCUUUCGUUAUAUUUUCACAAAUUUUUGCAAGCGAGAUCACUUUGGGAAGUAUUAACCUUUUACUUAAUAACUUACCCUUAGAAAAGGCGUAGUAAUCAUAGCCAUCAGGUUUUCUGAUGUUGGGCAGCGAUAUAGCAGAGGUAACCACACUUGGAAAUCCUCUCCACAGUGUACUCACUUUAACUUCAUUAUGGAGUAAACCUGCAGAUGACAUUUUUAAUAAAAGGUAUCAGAUUAAAAGGCAAUAUACUAUCUUGGAAAGAGCCAAACAGACCUGGGUUUUACUCUGUUCACUUAAUAGUUCUGUUACUUUGGUGAGUUAUCUAAUUUUAGUCCCUCAGUUUUUGCCCUCUGACAUGGCACUAAUACUUAGUAUUAAAAAAUUUUUUGAGGGUUACUGAUUUCUAUAUAAUGUUGUUGGUUAAGAGGAACUUGAUUAAUACUAUUUAUUGUAAUUAACAAGCCUGAAUAAACUUUUCCUUACCCACAAAGAAAGUACUGAUCUUUGAAUAUUCACUAAAACAUAUUUGAUAUGUAAGCUUAAAUUAUUAGGGCUAUUUGGUCAGUAUUUAAUAAGCCUUGCUCUGUAAGAAACUGUAUUACA